CCCGUCGGCCCGCCCGCCAGUCCGUCAGUCAGUCAGUCCGUCAGUCGGUCAGAGCUCCGCGCGCGCUCGGACGCCCGACGACGCGGGAGUCGCACGAGCGGGAGCAGGCGAGAGCCGAGCCCCGAGGCUUGCUCAGCCCCGGUGUGUGGCGGACGGGCCCUGCCGAGCCAGCGUUCUCCGUUCCCGAGCGGGAUACCGUCAGGUCCGCGGAAUCUGCAGCUCGAGAGCAGCAGCGCCGCGGCGGAAAAAUGAAGAAUGAAAUUGCUGCCGUUGUCUUCUUUUUCACAAGACUGGUUCGAAAACAUGACAAGUUGAAAAAAGAGGCAGUUGAGAUGUUUGCUGAGAAAUUGACUCUGAUACUUCAAGAGAAAUACAAAAACCACUGGUAUCCGGAAAAACCAUCAAAAGGACAGGCCUACAGAUGCAUUCGUGUCAAUAAGUUUCAGAGAGUUGAUCCUGAUGUCCUGAAAGCCUGUGAGAACAGCUGCAUCUUGUACAGUGAUCUGGGUCUGCCUAAAGAGCUCACACUCUGGGUAGACCCAUGUGAAGUGUGCUGUCGCUAUGGAGAGAAAAACAAUGCAUUCAUUGUUGCCAGCUUUGAAAAUGAGGAUGAGAACAAAGAUGAGAUCUCCAAGAAAGUUUCCAGGGCUCUUGACAAGGUGACCUCCGAUUAUCAUUCUGGAUCCUCUUCUUCAGAUGAAGAAACGACUAAGGAAGUGGCAGUGAAACCCACUUUGGUGGCUGCAGCCCCAAGUCCUGUAUACCAGAUUUCAGAACUCAUAUUCCCACCUCUUCCAGUGUGGCAGCCUUUGCCCAGAAAGAAGCCAGGAAUGUACCGAGGGCCUGGCCAUCAGAAUCACUAUCCUCCUCCUGUUCCAUUUGGUUAUCCAAAUCCAGGAAGGAAGAAUAAGUCGUAUCGCCCAGUUCCAGUGACAUGGGUUCCUCCUCCUGGAAUGCAUUGUGACCGAAAUCACUGGAUUAAUCCUCAUAUGUUAGCACCUCACUAGCCCCUUUUGAUUCUGAGGGUGUAAUGUUGAGAGAAAGAUAUUCUAUAUCUUAUAACACAUUACAUGUUAAGAGUUCAUAUCUUAGUAGUGUAGUUAGAUGGACCAAACCAUCAAACUUAUUUUUCUAGAAAAGUUAUUGAAUAUUCUUUCUUAAAAAGUAUAUAUGCACUUUAGAUAAAUUGAUAUAGUUUGAGAAACUUUUAUUAGUCAAGUGCCUGAAUUUUUAAUAUUGGACUUGAGUAUUUAUAUAUUGUGCAUCAACUCUGUUGGAUACGAAAACACUGUAGAAGUGGACGAUCUGUUCUAGCACCUUUGAGCAUUUACUUUAUGGGAGACUAUGUAAGUUAUUUAUACACAGCAAAUCUAUUUUAUGUCAUUGUUUUAGAAGAAUUCUGUGAAAUCAUGUAGUUGCAAUAAAAAGUAGUUCGAGGCAUGACAAUGUGUGUUUUUUCUUUGUGUAAAAAAGGGGGGAAAGCAUAAGUCUCUAGUAAAGAAAACAAUUUCAAAACUUCCUUUAGAAAGUCCACUUUUUAUUAACUCUACCUUCCCCAAAGAUCACAUGCCAAAGUAGACAUCAAAAAGUCUAAAAUUUAAUAGUGAUAGUUGAUUAAAAAUAUAAAUAUAUAAUUUCUUUUACUAUUAAAGUCAUUAUACGUAGACUUUCCUCACUGGGAAUUUAGUUCAUUGUAAUUUGAUCUGCUAUCUGAUUUCCAUGCUAUAAAUAAAACAUUCUUGCAGCCGCUCUAUAAUCUGUUCCUUUUGUUUUUUUU
Molecule: messenger RNA, 1777 nt
Organism: Perognathus longimembris pacificus (Pacific pocket mouse)
Lineage: Eukaryota; Metazoa; Chordata; Mammalia; Rodentia; Heteromyidae
Gene: Btg3
Product: BTG anti-proliferation factor 3
Exons: 5
Coding region: 249-1007 (252 amino acids)
Biological process (GO): negative regulation of cell population proliferation; negative regulation of mitotic cell cycle
Cellular component (GO): cytoplasm; nucleus
Source: RefSeq, a predicted model, not a curated record